Leptopilina boulardi is the source of this 1113-nucleotide messenger RNA. RefSeq names its product prenylated Rab acceptor protein 1. Lineage: Eukaryota; Metazoa; Arthropoda; Insecta; Hymenoptera; Figitidae. Gene Ontology annotation, cellular component: Golgi apparatus. Bases 246 to 836 code for a protein of 196 amino acids. The record is from RefSeq and is a predicted model, not a curated record. The transcript is spliced from 5 exons.
CUCGGAAUUAAAAACUUUUUUUCGUUUUAAAAUAUAAAAAUAUACUCAAUUUAUGUAUGUGUUUAUUUGUUUUAUAUGAUUUGUUGACGUGUGUUAGUGAUGCAAUUUCUUUCAAUUCAUUAUGGAAUGCAUAAGAAUAUAAUAAAAGCAACCGUGACUGAAAAGUAAAGUUACUACAAAUCAAAAUAGUUAAGCUGAUAUGUCAAUUUUGUGAAUGUCAGCAAAAAUAAUAAAAAUUUUAUACAAUGGCUGACGUGGAAAUUCCAAUUACUGGAGAAAUUCAAUCUUCAGAUGAUAAACAAUCGAAUUCUAAACGAUUUUUGUCGCAACUUGCGCUUCCACCAUUGGGACAAUUUACUUACCCACAAGCUCAAGAAUGGGUUCAACAAAAGAAAGCUAAUGUCAAACCAUGGGCAUUAUUUUUAAAUAGCAAUAAUUUUAGACCACCUCCAAGUAUUACAAGAUUGAGUAAACGAGUAUUGAAAAAUAUAGAAUACUUCCAAAGUAAUUAUUUAUUUGUAUUCAUCAUCCUCGUUAUUUAUGUUCUAAUAACAUCUCCACUAUUGUUAAUUGCCGUGGCAGGAUCAGUUGGAAUUUGUUAUAAAAUUUCACAAAAACACACAACAAUUUUUAAUAAUAAACUAACUCUUCCUCAAGUUUAUACAUUGGUCGGCGUAUGUUGUCUUCCUUUGUUUUAUUUAGUCGGAGCUGGAGCAGCAAUCUUUUGGGUUCUCGGUGUUUCCUGUUUUUUGAUAACAAUUCAUGCCAGUUUUUACAAUAUCGAUUCAAUUCUUUGUCCUGGCGAAGAUGAACUUAAUUUACUGCAAGAAGUAUAAAAUUUAUAACUCACAGACAAGUUAAUAUUAACAAGUGUCUUAUGUCCUACAUUAUAUAAAAAAAAAAAGAAAAUGAAAACUAAGUCUCUCAAUUUCAAAAAAAACUGAAGAUUUAUGAAUUUUAUUAACAAUUGUUAUGUAAUAUAAUAUAUUUAUAUACAUUAUUAUAAUAUAAUAUAAUUUUGAGAAAAGAUUAUUAAUAAAUUUAAUAUUAAGAAUUUAUUGUAAAAACUUAUCAUUUUUAUAAAUUGAAUAAAAAUUUUAAUAUUUCUUGAAA